This is a messenger RNA of Gasterosteus aculeatus aculeatus (three-spined stickleback), 3096 nucleotides long. It is a transcript of the gene cop1, whose product is annotated as COP1 E3 ubiquitin ligase. Gene Ontology annotation, molecular function: protein binding; ubiquitin protein ligase activity. The record is from RefSeq and is a predicted model, not a curated record. Lineage: Eukaryota; Metazoa; Chordata; Actinopteri; Perciformes; Gasterosteidae. Gene Ontology annotation, biological process: proteasome-mediated ubiquitin-dependent protein catabolic process.
AUGAUGUCAAACAACCGGCCACAGCAAAGCGCCGGGGGGGCGAGUCCGGUGCCCAGCACGAGUAAUGUCAGCGGCAGCAGCAGCGCUGGAGGCACCGGGAGCACAAACGGUGGCGGUGGGACCAACGGUAGCAACGGUAACAACUCUGCAAAUGUUGUGCCCUCGCGGACCCCGACAGGGAGCGGCGAGGGGGCCCUGGCUGUGCCGACGUUGGCCGCCGUGCCGGCGUCGCGGGGCGGCUUCGCGUCUCUCAGCCGACCCACGGCGUCCUCGGGCAGCAGAAAGAAAUCCCUCCACCAAGCGCCCCUUUACAACGGCCUCCUGAACUCCUACGAGGAUAAAAGCAACGACUUUGUCUGUCCCAUUUGCUUCGAAAUGAUAGAAGAGGCCCACAUGACGAAGUGUGGACACAGUUUUUGUUUCAAGUGUAUCCGCCAGAGUCUGGAGGACAGCAACCGAUGUCCCAAGUGUAACUACAUUGUCGACAACGUGGAUCAGCUCUACCCCAACUUUCUCGUAAAUGAACUGAUCCUCAAACAGAAGCAACGGUCGGAGGAGAAAAGGCUCAAACUGGAUCAUCCUAAUGGGUCGAGGUGGCAGGUGUUCCAGGACGUGUUGAGUCCCGACCAGGAGAACUUGGACCUGGCUAAUGUCAAUCUGAUGCUGGAGCUCCUGGUCCAGAAGAAGAAGCAGCUGGAGGCGGAAUCUCAAGCAGCUCAGAGACAGAUCCUCAUGGAGUUCUUGAAAGAAGCCAGGAGAAACAAGAGAGAGCAACUGGAGCAACUGCAGAAAGAGCUCAGCUUCCUUGAAGAGGACAUUAAGCGCGUUGAGGAGAUGAGCGGGUUGUACAGUCCCAUGAUGGAGGCCGAGUGUACGGUGCCUAAUGUUGAGGCUCCCUCACCAGCACCCAGCUGCAGCAGUAUGAUGGAGACGACAGACUACAUCCAGCCUCCAGGUUUUGGCGGAGCAACUCCGCUCAAAAGACAGACCUGGUACAACAGCACGCUGGCGUCGAGGAGGAAGAGGCUCACUGCUCAUUUUGAGGAUCUGGAGCAGUGCUACUUCUCCAACAAAAUGUCCCGAAUCACAGAUGAAGGCAGGAACUUGAACCAGUUGGAUGAUUUUAUGGAGUGUCUGUCCAAGUUUACCCGCUACAACUCGGUGCGGCCACUCGCCACCCUCUCGUACGCCAGCGACCUCUACAACGGCUCCAGCAUCGUCUCCAGUAUUGAGUUUGACCGUGACUGCGACUACUUCGCCAUCGCUGGCGUGACUAAGAAGAUCAAGGUGUUUGAGUACGGCACGGUGAUCCAGGACGCGGUGGACAUCCACUACCCCGUGAAUGAAAUGACCUGCAAUUCCAAAAUCAGCUGUAUCAGCUGGAGCAGCUACCACAAGAACCUUCUGGCCAGCAGUGAUUACGAGGGUACUGUCAUCCUGUGGGACGGGUUCACCGGCCAGAGGUCCAAAGUCUACCAGGAGCAUGAAAAAAGGUGUUGGAGUGUCGACUUCAAUCUAAUGGACCCAAAGUUGUUGGCCUCCGGUUCUGAUGAUGCAAAAGUGAAGCUGUGGUCGACCAAUCUUGAUAACUCAGUGGCCAGCAUCGAGGCCAAAGCCAAUGUCUGCUGUGUGAAAUUCAGCCCGACCUCCAGGUACCAUCUGGCCUUUGGCUGUGCAGACCACUGUGUCCACUACUAUGAUCUCCGCAACACUAAGCAGCCCAUCAUGGUGUUCAAAGGCCACAGGAAGGCUGUGUCUUACGCCAAGUUUGUCAACGGAGAGGAGAUAGUUUCUGCUUCCACGGACAGUCAGCUGAAGCUGUGGAAUGUCAACAAACCUCACUGCUUGCGCUCCUUCAAGGGUCACAUCAAUGAGAAGAACUUUGUGGGCCUGGCCUCCAAUGGAGACUACGUUGCCUGUGGCAGUGAAAACAACUCCCUGUACUUGUACUACAAAGGGCUGUCCAAGACUUUAUUAACAUUCAAGUUCGACACGGUUAAGAGCGUCUUGGACAAAGACAAGAAGGAGGACGACACCAACGAGUUUGUCAGCGCAGUCUGCUGGAGAGCGCUGCCCGACGGAGAGUCAAAUGUCUUGAUUGCAGCAAACAGUCAAGGAACAAUCAAGGUUCUUGAGCUCGUCUGAAGGCCCGGCCACGUCUCAGUGUGUUUUAGAAACGUCCAUCAGCUUCGUUGUCUGAUGGAAGAUCAGUGCAAUGAAGGGAGGAACCUGAGCUGCCCACUCAACCCGGAUAGCUGUCUUAUUUUUAAUGAGCUGCAGCGAAACAGACUGGACCAGUUUAUCAGUACAGCGGGAGAAGAUGUGCUGCUGUUUCACAGCAAGAGAAACGAGACCAAGUUUGAGCACACAAUGGAACAAGAGACUUUGUUUUUUUACGGUAAAAUUAUAUCAGCUACGAUAGAAACGCCUCUUUAUGAAUUUAGGUCAAAUCAAAACUUGUAUCUUUUCUUUUUUUAUAUAUUUUUUUAAAUCAAGCUGUUGCUCUCAAGGAAACAUCCAUCCAAACGCUACCAGUGUGAUGUAUUUUUUUUGCUUUUUAAAGGCCGAAGCACAUGACAAAAUCCCACGCAAAAAUCAUGACUUGGAACCGCCCCUCCACGUACACACACACACACACUCAUUUUUGUCAUCCAAAUGCUUACCCUCUUUUCCUGUCGUUCUUUGUGUUUUUCAGAUUGGGAGAAACCAGUUUUAAUAAAUAAGACUUGAAUUUCAUUCUGUUGAGCGUAUCGUGGCUUCCUUUUCUGGCUUUAGUGUAGCAUGUCAGAUAGUGUACGGGACCACCAAUGGAUCAUGGACAGCAACUCUCAUGUAGCUUAAGGCAUUCAUCUGCAAUGGCACACCAAACUGUUAAAAAAUAACGACCUCACCAAUCAAGUUUUGUCUUUACAGCAGAAAUUAAAGUAGUCUCCACAUACUCAAGGUUAAAACGUCGACAUUUAGAAUUCAACAGGUGAUCGAUGUUGCCCACAUUGCCAUGGAGAGGAUUCUGGUAAACACCACCAAGACCUUCUUAUUUUAUGAUAAAUGAGUGAGGUGUUUUGUAUUUGUAUAACAAUAAAUUAUUUCUAAACA